AAUUAAUUUCAAAUUGUAAAAUUAUUUCAUCAUAACUAUUUAAUCUUUAUAUUACUCAUCAAGUUUUUAGAUCAUAUAUUUAAUUACUUUAUAAUGAAUUUUAUUAAAAAUAUUAUUAAAUGGAUUAAUUACUAUUACUAUAUUUAAUAUGGCUCAACAAUUAUCGGGUGUAACAGUAGUUAUAAUAAUAGCUAUUGGUAUUCUGACUUUCAUUUUGUUAUUUAUAUUCGCUAAACGACAAAUUAUGAGAUUUGCAUUACGAUCUAGAAGAGGUCCUCAUGUACCAAUUGGCCAUGAUGGAAAAAAGGCUUUCAAGAGAGAAAUUGAAAGACGCAUAGAAAUAAUUCCUAGAAUAGCCUUUGAACCUAAGCUUAUAACUAAUAAACAAAAUGAUCAUUCAAAAUAUAUAUUACCUCCAGCAGAGUCUAAUCAAAAAUCAUUACCGGGUCAUUACUAUCGAAUGAAAACCUGUGAUGACAUUAAAAUACUUGAAAACGAAAUAACUAAGCUAGAUAAAAUAUUGAUUCGACAUCCGAGUGAAAACUUACGCUCAUAUUUACUUAAUACAUUAGCUGUACUACUAGAUGGUAGUGGGCAACACAUAGUCCAUCAGUUUUGUGAUCUUUAUGAACAUGCACGUUACGAUCCAAAUGAUUAUUCUAAUGAAGAAUAUCAGUCAUUCACUAGACUACUUAAAAAAUUAAUUGACAUUGCAAAAUUACUGAAGUCAUAUUCAGGAGAAAGUCAUAAAAAUAGUUCAAAUAAGACUCCAACUCGUAAUAAUAAUAUAAGAUCUGGGAAUGGUGAUACUAUAAAUCGUUUAAAAGUAACCUAAUAUUUUAUAUGUUAACUCCUAAAUGUCAAUAUUUAUAUUUUCACCCAUCUAAUAACUUAAACUAUCAACAUAUAUAUACUUAUUAAUUUUGUGUAUUAGAAUUAGUGUUUGAUUAUAUUCUAUCAUUAUAAUUUAUUGAAAUACUUAUAAUGUGUAUAAUAUGCAAAGUCAGGCAAUGAUUAUUAUUUAUAUAUAAAAUAUAAAGUAUAUAAAAUCAAAUAUCAUUGAUAUUUUUUUCAAAUAUGUACCAUGUUAAAAUGAUUAUUUUAAAAUUAAUUACAACAUUGCUUUUUUUAUUUAUAAAAUCCAAUAAACCACUACCCUUUAACCAUUUAUAUCUGUUAUCUGUUACCUUCAUUAAGUAAAACAAGUGUUCUAUAUCUCUGUAAAAAAUAUAAAAUUGUUAUUAAAAAUGUUAUUUCUCAAACAAUAUGAAAAAGAGUAAUUAUUAUUUUUAGAAUAUUACAACACCUUAUUGUUCAUUGUAGCAUAAAAGAAAUUUCUUACAUAAUUAUAAAUUUUUAAAUGUAAACACAUAAGAUCAUAUCUUAACUGUGAUGUCAGUUUGAUUAAAAAUUACUGUUCACCAUCUAUUUGAUUAAUCAUCAUAUACCUAGUCUUGACAAUACAGUCAAAUGUAUUUUUAUUUUUAUAUGAGCUUUGACUCUUUUAUUAUAAAAAGUUAUUUUAAUAUGAUAAAACUCAUAGUUAUUUAAUUGUUGUAAAAAUAAGUUUUGUAUGAACAAAAACAUUACUGUAAUAUUUAAAAAGUUGUAUAGACAGAAUGUUUUUAGGACCAAUACAAAUGAAUACAUAUGUUCUUAAAACUAAUUUUAUUAUCAAUUUAGUACAUAGACUUUACACAUCUCUAUUUUCAUUUAUAAAUGGUAUCAGAGGUAUAUGUAGGAAAUUUACUGUAUAAAAAAAAUAUUCUACUCACUUGACCAAAAUUUCCUCAGCAAUAUAUUAGAAAAAACAUCUUAUGAUUAUAUAAUAAAAAUAGAUCAUUUGAGGCUAAUUAAUUAAAUAAAAUUAAAACUAUAUUAAAAAUAUUAUUUAUUGAAAAACUAAAUAAUAUUAAACUCAAAGCCUCAAAAAAUUUACUGAAAAGUUGUGGAUACGAAUAUCAGUAUGUGUUUAGCAUUGAAAAUGGUAACAUUGUUUCCGAAAUACGUCUCUGCGACUUCAGUAAUUUUUUGUGGCUUUUGAGUUUAAUAUUUUUUAGUUUUUAAACAAAUAAUAUUUUUAAUAUAGUUUUAAUUUUAUGAUUAGACCAGUGCCUUUUGUGUGUCUUUUAUAAUUAAAAAGUAUUAAAGGUAUACAUAAAAAUACAUUUACUUAUAGACAUAAGUGUUAUGGGUUUUUUUUUAAUAUUCCAUAGUAAUAGUAAUAGUUAUAUCUUAUUUUUUGAUAGUUAUAUGUCUGAAAUGCCCUUUACAAUUUCAAUAACUGGGGUUAAUGUUUCCUGUGGCUCUACCUAAAUACAUCUUUAAAUAGCAUAUUGAUAAAACUACAUAAUAUUUUGAUAUUUAAGGCUGUAUUUAAAUUUUAUUGAGAUAUUAUAUAAAUUGAAUUUAUUAAUAACAUUUAUAUUAAAUGUAUUAUAAUUGUACAAAAUUUAUUUAUGAUUUUGAAUGUCAGUUAAGGUUAGUUAUUUAUUUUAU
Molecule: messenger RNA, 2499 nt
Organism: Daktulosphaira vitifoliae (grape phylloxera)
Lineage: Eukaryota; Metazoa; Arthropoda; Insecta; Hemiptera; Phylloxeridae
Product: protein C1orf43 homolog
Exons: 4
Coding region: 149-835 (228 amino acids)
Source: RefSeq, a predicted model, not a curated record